AGAUGACAAGUUCUCCAGAGAAGAUAAAUACAGUGCAAGAAGCUGUCACUGAAGCGCAGGAUGAUAAAGAUGAUUACCUAGAAAGAAAUAAUGAGUUUGAAUGUGACCUGCAUGAGAAGCUCAUGGACUUUCCUGAAGACUUUAACCAGCUCGAACUAUUGAAGACCCAUGGACAUCUAAUUCCCACUGGGACGCAGAGCCUCUGGCCUGAAGAGUCUGAAGAAGAAACGGAAGAAAAACCAGAAGAAUGGUAUCAAAUGCAGGAGAAGGAACUGGAAGACAACCCCCCAGAAUUGCUCCUUUUUGCCGCGGAAAACAACAGAGUAGGCAGAGCAAUCCUGUUGAAAAUAUAUUGAUACCUGUCAUCAGGAUUUUGUAGAUAUCAAGUUCCAUUUUUACGGGGGUGGGGAGGUAUAUUUCUAUAUCAUUAUCUUUUUACACUAAGGCAAUGAAGGUUACCGUUAGUGUAACUGUUCAGGUAGUUUGUGAAUUGCUCCAGAGAACACAACAAUUUGGUUCAGUUUUAUAGAUGGUGCUUUAAUCGUUAAUUUCUACAUUUAGCCAAAGUCACAUGAGUUUUAUAUUGACAGACAGCCACUAGAGGUGGAGCAUGUUAUGUUUAGCAACAGAAAUUAACUAAGACUUUUCCUUCUUGCAGCUCAACACAGUUCAGCAAAUUCUGUCCACUAAGCCAGAUCUAGUGAACACCACUGAUGAAGACCACUACACCCCACUCCACAGAGCAUCCUACAACGGUCACCUUAACAUAGUGCGGGAGCUGAUUGCCAGAGGGGCUAAUGUGCAUGCUGUUACAGUAGAUGGAUGGACCCCUCUGCACAGUGCGUGCAAGUGGAACAACACUCCAGUAGCCUCAUUUUUACUUCAACAUGGGGCAGACAUCAAUGCCCAAACUCAAGGCUUACUGACCCCACUGCACCUUGCUUCGGGGAACCGAGACAGCCGUCAGAUUCUAGAACUUUUGUUGAUGAAUCGCUACAUCAAACCAAACUUGAAAAAUAAAGUCGGCGAAACUGCUUAUGAGAUCGCCAGGCGGACUGAUGUAUAUCACUACCUCUUCGAAAUUGCUGAUUAUUUGAUUCAACCUUCAUCAGAAACAUAAAAUCUUUGAUAAAACUGCUGCGGAAAAGCAGUUUGAUUAGUGAAUAUAAAUCCUAAAUUACAGGCUACUGGAAAAUAAAAAAUGACUGUGAGAUUUGAUUGCUAGGCAAGAUGUAAUGCCGUGAUUAACAGUACGCCAUGUGGCAAUACCUUUUAAAACAUGUGAAAUGUGUUUUCUACACUAAGCAAAAUGUGGACUCCCAGCUUGUGAUGAAUUAUAAUUCCCAUCUACUAGGAAGGAUGCAGCUUGAGUUGAAUAGCAUCUCCUCUGGUGGCUUGCCAAACGAAACCAUAGUUCUCUAGUCUAGUUCAUUUUAACUUGAGCAAUCUAAAAUCUGGCAAAAGGAUUGUGGGAGUUGCAGCUUUCACAACUGGAAAGAUAGCUAUUUUUUAUAAGUGAAAACCACUUAGGGUGUUUAUUCACUAAAGGUGAAAGUAGGGAUUGGCCAUGAUUAAAUAAUACAGGGUAAUUGCACUUUUAUUUUGGGGAGGGAGGUAUAGCUUACAGUUCAUCAGAUUUGGACUCAAAUCUACAAUUUCCUACUAAUUCUGUACAAUUCCUGGUUUAGUAAACUGACCCCACCAGCUGUCUGUUGGGAUAAAUACAGGUACAGUUUAGGAGAGUGACAUGUUUGGUAACCACAUAAGCAGUGUAUUCAAAAAGAGUUCUAUUCAAUAAAUGUAUCAUAAGCUCUCAAUACUCAGUUUUGUUAAUACAAAUUCCUUAAACAUAAUAAGAUAAGAUGUUAAGUUAUAUGAAAAAAUGGUCACUAAACUUGUCUGUCCUUGCCGCAUUUCAAUCCUAGUGGCAAACAAAUUACUCCUUUUCACGUGUAGAACCAUCGAUGGAAAGGUUUCAUGUUUAUACAUUCUGUAUCCAGGGAAACUGAACUAUUUUAGGAAAACAGAAUAAAAGCAACUAAAUAAUACAAUACAAUGUUUAACUGUGCUGCAGUUCGGUGGGCAUAAAUAUGUCUAUUGAAUGUAGUACAAACAGUUUUAAAAAUGUUGUCAUGUUCUAUUAUCCUUUUUUUAACCUACCUAAGGCCAAGCAGACAAUAUAUAACAGCCCUGGAAUUGAUUUUAUACCUAACUAGUACUGAAUUAUGUCAGCAUGGUGCACACGUGUGUGGGAUGAACAAAAACAUUAAAUUGGGAAAAAAAACAUUAAAGGAUCACUAUACAUGUAUCCCUGACCCUAUAAAGUUAAAACCAC
Molecule: messenger RNA, 2335 nt
Organism: Pelobates cultripes (western spadefoot toad)
Lineage: Eukaryota; Metazoa; Chordata; Amphibia; Anura; Pelobatidae
Source: the annotation of a GenBank genome assembly